Molecule: messenger RNA, 3612 nt
Organism: Phascolarctos cinereus (koala)
Lineage: Eukaryota; Metazoa; Chordata; Mammalia; Diprotodontia; Phascolarctidae
Gene: ANKRD53
Product: ankyrin repeat domain 53
Biological process (GO): regulation of mitotic cytokinesis; positive regulation of microtubule polymerization; mitotic metaphase chromosome alignment
Cellular component (GO): spindle pole
Molecular function (GO): protein binding
Source: RefSeq, a predicted model, not a curated record
ACAAUUUUGUUUUUUCAGCUCGAAUUCAAACUGAGCAGAUUCCCCAGAAUAAAUUCAAAAUAGUAUGUUUUUUCGACAAUAUUUUAGCAUAAUUAGUAUAACUCAAUUAUUAGUCUAUGUACAAUGAUUAUUGGUAUUUUUCAUAAACUAAUGAAUGACACAUCCCUGUACUAGAAAUAUCAACCCUAAAAUAUCCUUGAGAAGUCAAAAAAUAAACUGAACCAUCAUUAAUAGAUUCAACUAUUGCCCACAAUUGUCCAGAUACAAUAUUGAUUUAAAGAACAAUCCUUUUUAAGUGUGUCACUAUACAAAUUACUCGUAAUCUCAAAAAACACUGAAAUAUUCUCAAAAUACAGAGAUCUUGUAGGAGGAGGGGAGGAGUCCGAGAAUUCCAGGUCUCAACUCAGCCCGGGUAACUCCAAGACGGAUCACACAAGGAGGAGAGGGGACUUGGUGGGGAUCGAGCUGCAAUGGAUUUGAGGGAUGCUGGAGGAAAAGUCCCACCGCAUUUCACGCAGAAGUGUAAAGAAGGUCCUGAGGGGGAAGAGGACUCAGUGACAAGGCAACCCUGCAAUCCAAAGCCAGACCUUUUGGUUUCAUUUGAUUGGAUUCCUGUCCACAUGGCAAGCAUCCUGUGAGACAGUGUGUGUGAACUAGUCAAACUAGCCUUAUGCUUUCUCCCUCAAGUCACAGGCUAAAUAUAUCUUCCCUUCGAGUUUUCCUCUCAUUUCCUGCAUAUUCGCAUGCGGCUACCUCCAUUAGACUGUGAGCUCCAUGAAGGCAGGGAUGGGGGGGCGGGGAUUGCCUUUCUUUGUAUAUCCAGUGCUUAGCCCGGUGCCUGACACACAGUAGGUACUUAAUGUAUAAGUGCUCGUUCACCGACUGACUGGUCAUUUCCUUCCAGCUCCAUUCCCAUUUCCCAUAAGCUUCCUAAAGAGAUACUUCUGGGCUCUGGGAUGCCGAUUCCUCCUUCUCCUCUCCAUCUUCACCCCCCUCUUCCCGGCUCGAGGUGCAGCUAAAGGAAUCCUGGUGAGGCCUCGAGGCUCUUCCAGCUCGCGCUCAGAAGGUCAGGGAGCGGAGAGGGAGGCACGUUAUCAACUACCUCUCCCCGACCCAUAAGCCUGGCACAUUACCAAAUGGGACUGCCGGAGCCUCGGCGGAAACGACAAAUAGGUUCAGCCUAGCGCGGGACUGUCAAAGCCAAGCCUCCUACUCUUCCCAAAUAGAUCCCGUGGGCAGGAUGGACAGCCCCAGAGAUGGGUCCUAAGUCUUCCUAAACUGGUCCUCGGGGGACUCGGAUACCGCGAGUGACUCCAGCUACGACAGCAGUGAGUGGGGCUUCACUCCCUCACCAAGGUCCUCACAAUGGACUGAGAAAUCGCCGGCCAAAUUGGUGCUCCGUCGGCGACCCAGCUGGAUGUCCGUCUGCCCUCUGUGCUCUGGCCAAGGGCCAGAAUGGGUUCGCGUGGUCCAGGAGCCCCCGUACUCGAUCCAGAUCCAACCACCUGACGACCCUUUGGGAAGCAAAGACGUACAGCCCUUCUUACCAACAUGGCACACCACAGACCAGGACGACCCCGGGAGCCACCGACAAUCUUACAACCGCUACCGCGCCAGCACCGGGACCCCUUUCCGAAAGCGGGCGUUUGCGCAAAACCAGGAACUGCUGGCAGCCUGCUUGGGUAACCUGGAGUGGCUUCAUCACAGCCUGAAGCACCGAAAGGGCGUCCGCUCUGACUGCAGGGGCUUCACAGCCCUCCACCUGGCAGCUGAACGUGGCCACCUGGACUGCAUGAUAGCGCUGGUGGAUCGAUACAAGUUCCCGCUGUCAAUGACCACGAACAAGGGCUGGACUCCCCUUCACCUGGCCAUCAGCAAGGAAAACUCAGGCGUGGCCCUUAAGUGUGUUCAGUUCCUUCUGGAGAAGGGAGCUCCAGUCAAUGUCCAGAAUCGAAAUGGCAUUACCCCUCUGCACCUGGCAGCCUGGGAGGGCAUGCUGGACUGCAUAAAGGUCCUGGUGAAAGCUGGGGCUGAUGUACACGCCCUCGACAGGCAGAACAGGAAGAGCAUUGACUUAUGCAGGCUGUGGAACCACCGAGAAUGUGCCCGGUUCUUGAAGGAUGCUAUGUGGAAACAGGACAAGAAAGACUUGGCUGAAGAGAUGGGUCAACUGAGUCAGCUUAAAAAGCGAUUGCUGGUCAUGCAGAAUAAAUACCUCCUUGAAAAGAAGAAAGAGAAGGAGGCCCAGAACCAAGUCGCCUUCACCCAAUGGCUCCAAAUUAAGCCUCUGCCCAGAUUGCCCAAGAUUACGAUCCUGGAGCCCUCCCGGGUUACGAAGGAAUCCGCCCCGGUUACGAAGGAAUCCGCCCCGGCUAUGGAGAAAUCCGCCCGGUUUACUAAGAAAUCUGUCCCGGAGCCUCCUCGGUUUACGAUGGAGGCCUCCCACAUUAAGAAGUACCCCCACGUUACGAAGCCGCAGCCCCCGCGGAGGCCUCACCCGCCCUGCAAGCGGCGCCCCGUUUUGAUUCUCCCCGCCCGCCGAAGAUUCCGCCCCCUCGAAGGGAACCCAGCCUUCGAACACCGGCACCCCCUUAACCGUUCUUCCCUCUUUAAGCCCUCUCAUUCCGAGUUAUCAGUCCCGGUCCAUCUCCCGACCCGCCUCCGGUCCCUUGUCCUCGUCCAGCCCCCGGUCUCCUCGUUUCAGCUCCCAUUCUCUCAUAGCCCCUCUCCCCCUUUGACUGUCCGCUCACGGGGCUCCACUCUGUUCAAGUCGGCUGUCGGAGCGUCCAGCUCGUCGCGCCGGGCUACGAUCUUCCACCCGUCCCCCAGCUUCCCGCUAAGCCUCCAAUACUACCCUAGGUCUAACCACCGCCAUUCUUAUCCACUUCUACACACGCCAUCACCACAGCGGACUCUCUCCGAGUCUCAGCUACAGUACGGCCAGAUAGAAGCUAUCUUCCCAGCCGCAAGCCCGCCGAUGCACCCGCUGGCUCUCUUAGACAUCCACUUAGCGGACAUCCCCCUAACCGCUCCCCCGGCCCGGUCGUCCUCGCCCUUCCACUGGGCUGCCAAAUGGAACUCGAGCACCAAGGCCGAUGCACGACCGGUCACCCGGAUCGCCUUCCCGCAGGUUGUGCGCCUGGGUGUGCACCCGGACCCGACCCCGGAGCCCGACUUCUGCAACUUCCUUAAAUUCUACCCCAACGGCGAGGGCGGGGCGCUCAUCCAAACUGCCGACGGCCAGUGGAUCUUCCCAGUGCCCCGACUGCCCUUCAAGGUCCUGCUCCGAGAGCUGGCCCCGAGCGGGCGUUCCCAGCGCCUGAAGGUGCCGGAGGGGCUGAGGCGCAUCACCGUCCAGGACCUGCCCCGGAGGCGCUACCCCGGGGAUCAGUGCUUCUGGACAGAUUCCAUGGCCAUGAGCCUCCGGGACACCUUCGACCCAGCCUUCAUCUCCUUGGUGCGAAAGCACCAGGGGCUUCCUGCCCUCUCCCCCACCUCCUCGUCUUCCUCCUCCCUCACCUCUUCAGUCGCUCUCAGACCGUGUUGGGCCCUCCUCUUCUAUGCUUUUAAUAACCCCCCCUCAUAAAGUAAGUUUAUUGACUUUUCCUUCUC